This is a messenger RNA of Metarhizium album ARSEF 1941, 666 nucleotides long. Its product is annotated as glucokinase. Lineage: Eukaryota; Fungi; Ascomycota; Sordariomycetes; Hypocreales; Clavicipitaceae. Gene Ontology annotation, cellular component: cytoplasm. Bases 1 to 666 code for a protein of 221 amino acids. The record is from RefSeq and is a predicted model, not a curated record. Gene Ontology annotation, molecular function: gluconokinase activity. The transcript has 2 exons.
AUGCUUUCAUACGAUAGUGCGGUGCCGAAUGGACAAGAUCAGAGGGCGGCUGCGCCGUUGCCUUCGGCCGCUGCCAAGCCCAUCGCGGCAACCGCUGCUGGCGGCAGCACGACAAAACCUCGCCAGCGGCACCACCUCUGGUUGGUUACUGGCCCUGCAGGAUGCGGCAAGACCACGGUGGCCGGGCAUCUGGCCGAUGCGCUCGACAUUCCCUACAUCGAGGGGGACCAGUAUCACCCCCAGUCCAACAUCGACAAGAUGAGCUCUGGCAUCCCUCUUACCGAUGCCGACAGGUGGGAUUGGCUUAUCGAAUUGCGGAAGCAAGCCAACAGUCGCAUCCACGACGGAGCGGAAGGAGUCGUCGUUGCUUGUUCCGCUCUCAAGUACAAGUACAGAGACGUCAUCCGCGUGGCCGCCUACUGGGACCGUUCACUCACCAUCCACAUCAUUUUCCUCCACGCGUCUGCGGAGCUGCUCUUGAAGCGCGUCACGGCGCGCAAGGGCCAUUACAUGGGCGCCAACAUGGUCAAAAGCCAAAUUGACAUUCUGGAGCGUCCUCUGGAGGAUGAGGUUGACGUCAUUACCAUUGAUGCUAGCCGUGAUGUCGAGGAAGUCAAGGAGGACAUCCUACAGAAGGUGAAGGCAAUGCUGGCUGCCGAGGAGUGA